This is a messenger RNA of Pyricularia grisea, 1694 nucleotides long. RefSeq lists its product as uncharacterized. Gene Ontology annotation, biological process: GTP biosynthetic process; CTP biosynthetic process; UTP biosynthetic process. The transcript has 8 exons. Bases 1 to 708 code for a protein of 235 amino acids. Lineage: Eukaryota; Fungi; Ascomycota; Sordariomycetes; Magnaporthales; Pyriculariaceae. Gene Ontology annotation, molecular function: nucleoside diphosphate kinase activity. The record is from RefSeq and is a predicted model, not a curated record.
AUGGCUUCCCCCGAUUCGCAGCCCAAGCCCAGUAGCAACGGCGCCACGACGGGAGACCCCGCCAUCAAGCUUGGGCACCAGCAAAGGCAGAAAAUAUUUACCCCGCCAAAUUUUGCGUUGCUGCUAUGCCUCCUCCUCAGUCUGGUCAAUUUUUACCACCUACAAAAGCCAGGCCCAGCUUCUGUCGUUUACGUUCAAGAACCUAGUACUCCAAUUCCUCCCACCAUCUACAAAAACACCGCCAAAAUGUCCACCGAGCAGACCUUCAUUGCCAUUAAGCCCGACGGCGUCCAGCGCGGUCUGGUCGGCCCCAUCAUCUCCCGCUUCGAGCAGCGCGGCUACAAGCUGGUUGCCAUUAAGCUGGUCACCCCCGGCAAGGCCCACCUCGAGCAGCACUACGCCGAUCUGAAGGACAAGCCCUUCUUCGCUGGCCUCGUUGAGUACAUGAACAGCGGCCCCAUUGCCGCCAUGGUCUGGGAGGGCCGUGACGCCGUCAAGACCGGCCGUACUCUCCUCGGUGCCACCAACCCCCUUGCCUCGGCCCCUGGCACCAUCCGUGGUGACUACGCCAUCGACGUCGGCCGCAACGUCUGCCACGGCUCCGACAGCGUCGAGAACGCCAAGAAGGAGAUCGCCCUUUGGUUCAAGGAGGGUGAGGUCGUCAGCUACCAGGCCUCGCAGGCUUCCUGGAUCUACGAGAAGCCGUAAGCUUCUCGAAGAGGGAAAUACAAUAAAGGAGACUUUUGAUGACGGAUUGAAUGUCGAAUAAACUUGACUCGGUUGGAUGUAUCAAGGCAAGGGCGAUUUGCUCAUGUCAGAAACAUGCUGAACAAGUCAAAAUAGAUAGGCAAUGCAGCAAAAUCAGUCUCAAACAUUCCUUGUACUGUAUGGUUAAUUGUCCAAGUCUGGUCUGUAGAUGACGGCUACCUCUUCCGGAACAAGGACUUGGCCCUCACAAUAACCCCAGCAAACCACGGAGUAGCCCACAAGCUACCCGCUAUCCUCAAAGGCAACAUGGCCUUGGUGAUGGCAUAGGCAAGCGCAACCUCCACAACGAUGCGGUAGGGACCCUGCGCGGCCUGAACCUUGGUGAGCGCAUCGGUGCUUGAGUCUUGCUCGCCAUCCUCGGAAGCAGCUUCGUUCAGCCCGAACCAGCCCUUGCGCCGAAAGUACCGCUCAAACUUGCCCAACCCCUCCUCCACGUACGACCCAUACCGCUCCGCGACCCAUGCCACUGGGGCGACAUGCAGGUCGGUGUUAUGAAACAGGGCAAACAGGGCGAUCAAGGGCAGGAUGGCGGUCAGCUCGUGCAGGAUCAGAAAGGCGGCGACGUGGGACAGCGGGGCCGACUCGAGGCGCGCGACGUACGGUCGGAGCGGUCGGGGCAGCCGGGCGACGAUUCGGGGGAUGGCAGAUGGUGGGGUUGCUUCAGAUGGAGGUUUGGUGGGUUCUGGCGGCGGAGUGGUGUAUCUGCGUCUGAAUUGGCCGAGGCGGAAGAGGCGUGGUUGUCGCGUUGUGGCUCGACGGAGGAGCUGGGAGGCUGACAUGGUGAUGGGAAUACGAAGCUGGUAGGUGCGAGCUGUUUUCGGCUGUUAUUGACUCAUUUGAAGGUAAUGGAGAAUUAUGCCGCAAUAAUAAUGUCGACAACAGCUUUAUCGAUGUGAGAAAAGCCUAUGUUCGAGACCUAAAUCUUU